Molecule: messenger RNA, 735 nt
Organism: Hordeum vulgare subsp. vulgare (domesticated barley)
Lineage: Eukaryota; Viridiplantae; Streptophyta; Magnoliopsida; Poales; Poaceae
Exons: 2
Coding region: 75-464 (129 amino acids)
Biological process (GO): NADH dehydrogenase complex (plastoquinone) assembly
Source: RefSeq, a predicted model, not a curated record
AGCCAAGUUCAUAGAGGCAUUUCUCCAAGCACAAAGGCCCUUACCUUAUCUUCAUCCCGUUUCAGAGGGGCAGGAUGCUACGGCUAGCGGCUGCCGCUGUUUCCUACUGCGCCCCGCCGCUGCGAUUCCCGGCAUUUCCAGCCCGACGAUGCUCCGCCGCCAUAGCCGUCCGGUGCGUGAACCGCGACACGCCUGACACCUCGAAGGCGAACCUGAAGGUCGGCUCGCCGAUCGUCAUCACCGAGGAGCCGCCCAUGCUCAAGACCGCCGCGUCGGUGCCGUCGCUCCGGCAGAACGCCGGCCGCGUCAAGCCCGGCGACGUCGGGAGGAUAAUUGCGCGGAAACCAAAGGACGUCUGGGCCGUGCGGCUUGCCGUCGGCACGUACCUGCUGGACGGGAAGCACUUCAAGCCCCUGGAGGUCGUCGACGACGAAGGCGACGACGAUCAACCCCGAGAUGAAUGAGCAUCAGAUCCAGCAACAUACUGCAAAACAUUCUGAGUACAUGUUAGUAUGGUGCACAAACUGCAAUAAAUGGAUUCAGCAACAUGGAUGCACAUUUCCGUUUCAACGAUAAAAUAGUUUGAGCACAUGAAGCACAAACGAAUUAGCAGCAGCCUCCAGGGACUUUGUCCGGUUGAACAUAGGUACAGCAAUAGAAGAUUGUGAAUCAGACACUACAGGAAAAGAUUAUAAAUCGAGUGCCCCAAACACUAGAACUACACGGGAUUGCACA